GCAUAAUUGCAGCUGCUGUCAAUCACAAAGAGUGCACUGAACUUCCACGACCGACGUAUAUAGAGCAAGCACAUCGAUAGACAGUAAAAUACUAGCUCUACCGGAAAAAAAUCGAUGUACCUAUAAUAUAGAGCUGUCAAGUUAUAAAGACAGUAUAUGAAUUGUCGUCUGUGGAAAGAGCUACGGUUUGGACUACUUGCUACAAUUGUCUUGUUGAAUUUUCGUGUACAGGAUCAAGGAGUUGUCCUCCGGAUAGAAGCAAAGAUGAAGUGGGGUUUCAAAGAGGAACAUUCUGAAGAGGACCGAAAGUCCGAGUCGGCGGAAUUUCGAUCCAAAUACCCAGACAACAUACCCGUCAUAGUCGAGAAAGAAAUGAAAAGUUCUAUACAAGAUAUCGACAAGAGGAAGUUCUUACAGCCAGCCAAGACAACAGUGGCGCAAUUCGAGUAUAUAAUAAGAAAGCGAAUCCAACUACCUCCCGAGAAGCCCCUUUUCUUGUUUGUCAACGAAGUAACCCCCGCAGCAAGUUCAACUCUAGCUGAAGUUGAUGCAGAGCAUCGCGAUGUCGAUGGAUUCCUCUACAUUUCCUACAGCGGAGAGAACACUUAUGGGAAUUAGCAACUUUGAGCUCUGGAUACAUCAUCCCUGUGUGUGAUGCCAGCCCAACACGUGAAACAUAUUCACGAUGACGAUGAUGAUAAUAUAAUAAUAAUUAUGAUUAUAAUAAUAAUAACAAU
This is a messenger RNA of Strongylocentrotus purpuratus (purple sea urchin), 737 nucleotides long. Its product is annotated as gamma-aminobutyric acid receptor-associated protein-like 2. The record is from RefSeq and is a predicted model, not a curated record. Gene Ontology annotation, cellular component: autophagosome membrane; cytosol; autophagosome. Gene Ontology annotation, biological process: autophagosome assembly; cellular response to nitrogen starvation; macroautophagy. NCBI's taxonomy places the organism in Eukaryota, Metazoa, Echinodermata, Echinoidea, Camarodonta, Strongylocentrotidae. Bases 157 to 618 code for a protein of 153 amino acids. Gene Ontology annotation, molecular function: ubiquitin protein ligase binding. The transcript has 3 exons.